Effrenium voratum is the source of this 1059-nucleotide messenger RNA. Lineage: Eukaryota; Dinophyceae; Suessiales; Symbiodiniaceae. The record is from the annotation of a GenBank genome assembly.
AUGCGCGAAAAGGAUGAGGAUGAGCUGUCCGACUCGGCCAGGGCGGCGCUACAAAUUCAGCAAGAGAUCGAUGGUGGGACGUUCUCUCCCAAAAGAUCGGAUAGGAAGAAACCGAAGCCCAACGAUGGCACUCGGGGUGCGGUCACUGGAAUCGCUCUGGGUGAGUAUGCUCACAAUGCUCACAAGAAGGAUGCUCCUCAGGCACACAUCAAGGUGAAGGGCAGCAAGGCCGGGAUUCUGAGCGAAAGCCUGGAGUCCUUGGCCUACCGCGCCGGCUCGGACGACGAGGCGAUCCCGGAGGCGCCCACUGGAAGCUUCCGGCGGAAGGACUUGGAGCAGGAGGAGAGGGACCGCAGAGCCGGGAACAAGGCCACCAUGGGCUUGGAUGGAAAGGUCUAUGACUUCAUUGAUGGCCCAGAUGACGAAGCCAGCAGUGGCAAGGACAAGGAGGACAAAAGCAACAGGAAGUCCAAGAAGGCCAAAGCCAUUUGCAGAUUGCUGCUGCAGCUGCAUUGCCGGCCAGCUGAGCUUGCCGCCGAAGCCCUCGACAGCGACAUCGACAUCCAAGGUUUCAGCGAGGCCACUGUCGCGGUCAGGUUUCAUGCUGGGUUCGAGGCGGAGACGACUGUUGCUGGUCGCACCAGUUCUGGUAGGCAUUCUCCAGCUCUUAGGUGGGAGCUUUGUGCCUGGCGGGGCGACUCCUUGCUCGAGGACAUGCGUGAGGAAGAGAGCAAGCAGUUGCAGAGUGGCGUGCAGGCGGAGGAAGUUGAAGAUGUAGAAGACGACCUUGACAGCGAUCCCAACUGGCGGAAAGUCAGGGAGGAGAUGGUGCGAGUCUGGAACAUCCGCCACGAGGAUGAUGAGUGGCUCGUCGCUGAUGACGUGAAGGAGAUCAUGGACGAGCAUUUGCAGAGUGUAGUCGGCAGGGCCUACUACUUGGACAUGGAGGAGGCCUUCGUUGAGCUGGCGGAUGACGAGCCCAGACCCGGGGAGAUCAGCAGAGAAGACUUUGCGGAGAUCGCGGGUGCUUAUGUUUUCAGCACGCUCUACGAAGAAUAA